This is a messenger RNA of Mytilus californianus (California mussel), 1803 nucleotides long. RefSeq lists its product as uncharacterized. NCBI's taxonomy places the organism in Eukaryota, Metazoa, Mollusca, Bivalvia, Mytilida, Mytilidae. The transcript has 4 exons. The record is from RefSeq and is a predicted model, not a curated record. The coding region runs from base 134 to 601 and encodes 155 amino acids.
UUGAGGCAUGCAUAUUUCAAAAGAAAAAUCUAUUAAUUCAAACUGAAGAAAAAUUGUCAAUAGCAUUCGUGAUUGUAUAUUUAUCUAGGUACAUGGCAAACUAGUCUCUAGUUUUUAGACGUACUUCUAAACUAUGAAUGAAAUUAUUGUAGUUUUAUUGUUUUGCAUAUUGGAUGGCACAUUCGGUUGUACAAAUUGCCCGGAGCACCAGAGUCAAAAUGUGAAAAAUGACCUAUGUCGCAAAAAUACAGAUGGUCAGUACAACACAAAUGUAUUUCAGUGUACAAUACUAGAAGUAAAAGAAAUGAUUCCCGAUACAAAUAGUAUUAUGGAAACAUCGGACCAGCUUGACGUCAUACAACUGUAUUAUGUUGUUGAAAUCACAAAAGUCUACAAGACCAUUGGAGCAUUGCAAGAAAAUCAUCAGAUACAACUUAAAACAUCUAACGAUUGUGUCCCAGACAAACUGGAAGUUGAUCGAUCCUAUCUGUUGGCAGCAAAUACUGAUUUAAUAAUCGGAAGAUGUAACAUAGCCAAACUGUCUGAAAAUACAAGCAAAGAUGAUGAAGAGUGGCUGGAAGGAAAUAAAACUUGUUCCUAAUUUCUCUCUCUGGCCAAUAGAUAUAUCAACUUUAAAAUUCAUUGGGGCAUUCGGAAUAUAUACAAAUUGAAGUUGUAUGAUCAAAUUACACCUUAAAUUUUGUUAGACUUUUAAGGGCAUACGAUACAGUUUUGAUCCCACGGUGAUUUUUCUUAAAAAAUUUGCAUACAAGCUAUUUUUCACCUGGUCAAUUAAAAUAUGUAAUAAAAAAUAUACCUUCAUGUGCUAGAUUUAGAGAUAUAUUGGGUCGAAAUUUUAGACAUUUACCUAAAACUUUAGUUUCUUGAACAUUUCUAUCCUUUGGAUAGACAUAUUAAACUUUUCUGUUUCAAAAGAUAAACACAUACAGAUUUUGUAAAACGAUUUGGAAUAUCUGCUUUACAAACGUAUUCUCUUAAUUUGUGUAACAAUUCUUUGGAAAUAAUUCUUUUUUAUUAAAUUGUCAAGAUUAUAGAAAAAAAACGGCAUUUUUUGCUGUUUCUUUAUCUAAUUUAAAAUAAAUUCAUCGGUGAUUUCUUCAUAAAAAUUGGAAUAAAUAAUCUUCAUACAUUAUCAAGUCAAAAAUCAUUUUAAAAAAGAGGAGUCCAUGUACUCGUUUUCACGCUAAUGAUUAAAAUCACUCAAAAAAUGCAUCUUUUCCCGAUAUGUCGCAGUUUGACAGCUAUCGGAUAUGUUCCUUAUGUCGUAACUACAAUACUCUUCCCCUGUCACGAAUGUGACCUACCGAAUUAGACUAUUUACCGGAUUUGUUAUAACAUAAGCAACACGACGGGUGCCUCAUGUGGAGCAGGAUCUGCUUACCCUUCCGGAGCACCUGAGAUCACCCCAGCUUUUGGCCGUGGGGUUCGUGUUGCUUAGUCUUUAGUUUUCUAUGUUGUGUCAUCUGUACUAUUAUUUGUCUGUUUGUCUUUUUAUUUUUGGCCAUGGCGUUGUCAGUUUGUUUUCGAUCUAUGAGCUUGACUGUCCCUCUGGUAUCUUUCGUCCCUCUUUUCUUUGACGUCGCGAAAAUAUCAUAUUACGUUAGAAACAUCAUUACCUCCCCUGUAACUGUAUCGUAUGCCCUUAACUAAUGAACCAUAAUUACAUCCAAAAAUUGUCACAAUGGAAUUAUUAUGUUAGACUAGUACAGAUAUCUAAUUUAGGCAUUUACAUAUAAUUACAAAAAUGAUCAUUCAAAAUAUCAUUAAACUAUGACAACUGUG